AUGGCUGUAUCAUCGCUGCGUUCUUUCGAGUACCUGGAAGGCCUGCCAGGGACUACUUUCAACAGGCUCUAUAAGCAGCCUUCCACAGCACUGGCAGUAUUCAGGCGCAUGUUGAAUCACCUUGCCAAGAGCUUUGUAAUGGCCCUACUCUACGCUAGCCGACCUAUGCCAGUGACAGAUUUGGAGGCUUGGGUUCGAUCAGAUGGCAAGCGUGAAAGGGAACAUGCGCUCGACCUCCUCCAGCGGCUUCACAUAUUGGUCGGCCGAGCAGAACCUGGAAAGCAGCGGGCCUAUCAUUUGACUGAUCCAUUUGCCUCUUCUUUGCGGCUGGCACUUACUGGAGGAGGACAUCACAAUUCGUUUGGAGUGCCAUGCUACGUUGAUAUUGAUGAGCGUGAAUCGAUAGAGGAUCUCGACGAGACUGCGAGACGGCAAUGGGAAGGCGUCCUCGGCUACAUGGUUGGUACUACAGGUAUUGGGCUCGAUCCAUCCGGAGUGCAACUGAGCCAGGGUGUCAAGACGCUCCUGGAGAUUGGGAAAUUGGUCGAAGUUCGUGGUAGGAAAGUAGAGAUCACACAGGAUGGAUUUGCUUUCAUUCUGCAGGAAGUGAACGCUCAGGUUUGGACAAUACUCAUUUUGUACCUCCAAAACGCUGAAGCUGUACGUUCUACCCAGCGACCACACAUUCCAUGGCAAAAUUAUACUCGUGCUGAUGUUUGGAAGCUCAACAUGGACGAAGUUGAUAUAUUAUCUUUCCUCUUCAUGCUUGGCUCCCUCGAACUAGGUCUUGCCUACUCCAAAGCCAAUCUCACAGACACCCAGAUACAGAUGUUACAAGACCUCAGUGACUACGGUAUCGUUUUCCAGCCCGACGGCGGAGAUAUUUUCUAUCCUACACGCCUCGCGACCACUUUGACCUCAGACACAAGCGGCUUGCGAUCAUCCUCCCUAGGCACGAGUUCUGACCGAAAUCGCGGAUUUAUCGUUGCAGAGACCAAUUACAGAAUCUACGCGUACACCUCCUCCAAUUUACAGAUCGCCAUAUUGUCUCUUUUUAGCCGCCUCAUUACUCGCUACCCAAACAUGAUCGCAGGCAAGAUUACCCGGGAAUCAGUCCGAAACGCAAUUGGUAUGGGGAUCACAAGCGACCAAAUCAUAUCUUACUUGACCACACAUGCACACCCACAAAUGCUCACGAAAAGCUCUACGAUUCUUCCACCUACCGUUGUGGACCAGAUAAGGCUUUGGCAGCUGGAAGGUGAUAGGAUGAAAGCAACGGUUGGCUUUCUGUUCAAAGACUUCAACUCGCAGCCAGAAUAUGAAGCACCAUGCAAAUACGCAGAGGAAAUUGGAGUUCUGGUGUGGAAGCAAGAUCGAGAACGGAGAUUUUUCGUCACCAGAGUUGAGCAGGUUGCUGCGUAUUUGAAGGGGAAAAGUGGGAGAGGUAAUUGA
This is a messenger RNA of Bacidia gigantensis, 1452 nucleotides long. RefSeq lists its product as uncharacterized. Gene Ontology annotation, molecular function: double-stranded DNA binding; ATPase activator activity. Gene Ontology annotation, cellular component: transcription factor TFIIH core complex; transcription factor TFIIH holo complex. The coding region runs from base 1 to 1452 and encodes 483 amino acids. The transcript has 3 exons. NCBI's taxonomy places the organism in Eukaryota, Fungi, Ascomycota, Lecanoromycetes, Lecanorales, Ramalinaceae. The record is from RefSeq and is a predicted model, not a curated record. Gene Ontology annotation, biological process: nucleotide-excision repair.